Molecule: messenger RNA, 6575 nt
Organism: Daphnia pulex (common water flea)
Lineage: Eukaryota; Metazoa; Arthropoda; Branchiopoda; Diplostraca; Daphniidae
Exons: 26
Coding region: 284-6445 (2053 amino acids)
Biological process (GO): signal transduction
Source: RefSeq, a predicted model, not a curated record
AAAUGGAAACAAUAGGGGGGUGUUCCUGUCAAUUACGUUUGGUUGUGCUGUAGCAGAGGUGCAGGUUGGAUCUGCAGUUGAAUAACUCGCCCCCCUGCACGUUUUAAGUUUCCUUAGAACUUUUCGUCUAAAGAAAGAAAAGAAGACGUUUUGCGGAACUUAAAGAAAAAUCACAAGAAGUGGGAGUGCUUGAAUUCACAAUUCAGUCGUGUUUCUGGUAGUUUGUGGACUAACAUCACGUGGCUAUUAAUUAGUCACCAAAAAACGGAAAGGCUUCUUCAACAUGGUCAAAGCCUUUUCCAAGGCACUGCUUUAUUACGUACUUCCUAUUUUUUGUUUUAUCGUGUCGGGUCUGAGUCAAAGUCCUCUAAGGCAGGAUUCGAAUCAUGCAAUUACAGGUUCUGAAAAAUUCAACACAGCAGCUCUCUUUCCUUCGAUAGCAGAUCAGCUAAAAAAAUUAAGCCAUAUUCGAAACCCUAGGCAAAUUGAUUCAGGGAAGCUUUAUAUGGAUCAUAGUGAUGUUUGGGUGGUACAAGGCUUCAAGAAUUUCCGAGGCUGUCCGAAAGCUGCACAACAAUUCAAGGUUUUCCAAAAUGCUGAAGAUUGGUACGCCGUGAUUGCUACCAAUGCGGUGGAAAACAACACAGAAAUUUACUCAUUUUCUACGCUAAACGGAUGUGAAAAAUUACUCGAAACGCUUCCGACCCGCCUGGCGUUCGAUUUUGAGGUCGUCCGCACUAAUGACGUCAUACGUAUAGUCGUUUUGGAGAAGACCCCAGCCAAAUACCCACACAAACGGAUUGGAUCUUCAGUUUACACCAUUAACUUUGCCACUAAUGUGACUAUCAGCGCCAACAGAAGAGAAGCGCUUCGCAGCGAAGAUCCCACUUGCAUCACUUCUUGGGAACAGUUUGGAAUUCCACACGUCGCUAUUUGUAACGGCAAGAAUCGUGAUUUUAGAGGAAUUGAAAGCUACUGGGCAAAGUCGUAUAUUUACUGUGCUAGUGGAGGCUAUUUUGAUCGGUGCGGAGAAAUCGAGACACACUUUCCGAAGGCGAUCCGACACUUCCGCAUAUUUUCCAAGCACUAUUUAGCUGUUGCCAAUUACCCUAACGAAACUGUGGCUGAAGAUGUCCCCACUGAAAUUCUUCGAUAUGAUCUUGGCUCAAAAAUGUAUAAACAGUUGCAGUUUUUGCCAACCAAGGGUGCAUCUGAUGUGUGCUUCUUGGACAUUGGUACGGGACUGAAUACCCUCCACUUCCUCGUGGUUGUGAAUAGGCUUACUUUCGAUUCCACAGGAAAGGGCAAUAACGAUGCCACAUCGCAUGUUUAUAAAUUCAUUGGCGAAAAAUUCGAACCGUUUCAGUCUAUUGCUAUUGACAGUAAAACGACGGGAUGCUUUGCUUAUCAGGAGAAUGGUGGAAAAUCGGCUUUGAUAUUUUCCACUUGGUGGGGAGUAGAUGUUUAUCAAUACAAUGGAUGGCGUUUUGUAAGGGUCGUCCAGUAUUCCAGCUUCGCUCUCGGUUCUGGAAUCAACACUCUUGGAACUCUGAAGAUGAAUAAGGAGACUUUUAUAACUGUUGCAAACUCUAAUCCAGCAAAAUCCUUCAACGACAACUUGUUUUCACUAAAAUUCUCUCAACAAUUAAACGCCACCCUAUCUACCGUUUUCUCAAAGGGCAUGUCAACAUGUCAUCAACUGAGAUCUGAACUUGAAGUCGAUCCCUUGAGGCUCAUAACGGAAUUGUAUCCACGUGCCGUUAAGAAGAAUGACACUGUUAUCCAGUUGGGCAAGGUCGAUUUCAGUUCUUUGAAAGCUGGUCGCGUCUGGACUAACCAGGUGGUACUGAAAUCAAAUAUGUCGAGAUUGGGAGCUACUCAAGUGAUCCAGCUGAAAAGACUUGGUAAUAAAAUGGAACAGCUAGGCCUUAAACUUCAGGCAUUGACGAAACGCUUUAAACAAGCCAUGCGAACCAAUGGCGACUACGUCAUUCAUGGAAACGUUCAUUUCAAAUCCCUCGUAAGCACAUGUCGAGGCUCGGAUAAACUAUCUGAAGGAUGUGUUUUUGAAAAUGUUACCGCAAAAACCAUCAACUCCGUUGAUAUCGCGGAUACCUACCAUCAGGCCGUCAUAGACUCCGACAAGCCAAUUUCUUCUCUCAAAACAAAGCGUCUCGAAAUUCGCAAUGGACACCCAAUCAAAACAGUUUCCUUAUCCGGCCGUGGAAUCAAAGAAUACAUCACAGUGGACGAGGAUCUUAAAUUCCCAGACAAAAUCAGAAUUGAAGGAAAUUUGCUUGUGAAUGGCCAUCUCGGCGUCAAAGGACUGGUUGACGAACGCGAGAUUUCACCUAAUUCUUUACUUUUACGGCAAGGCAUUCAACAUCUCAACUGGACGCUGAAGACUACCGAUGUUCAUCUUAAAAAUCUGAAGGCCCAUUCUAUAAACGGAAGAAAUAUUAGUCAUUUAUACCAAAACGCCAUUUCAAACACAGGGAAUUUCACUUUGCUUCAGCCAAAAUUCUUCUCUUCACUUUCCGUUUCCAAGCUUGAUCUAAAUGGAUUAAUCAAUCAAAUCAACCUCACAAUUUUGGAAAGUAAUUCAAUGAAAUUAGUUGGAGGUCAAGUUGUCACAGGCAUCCAUGGAUACCUUAAUGCUCACCUUGGGCGAGUCGUUCUGAACGGUUCGUUAAAUGGAAAACAGUUUCCGGCAGAUUUUGUUUCUGUUGGCAAAAACGAUCAACUGAAAUUCAAGAAGUUGCAACUCACUCAAGACGCAGCGAUGGUUCGCUUAACAGUCACCGGGAAUAUUGACGACAUGCGUGUAACGAACGGUAGUUGGGGGACUAACUUAUUCAAGAAAUCAAGCAUUCCAAAACAGGUGGUCACUGGUAGAAAAAGAUUCGAAAAUCUCAACUCAAAUUGGGACGUUUUCUCUAAGACGUUCAAUCAACGCCCAAUGGAUGUUUUUACAACAGAUAGCAGCCUGUACGGUCACACUGAAGAAUUACUUACCUACGAUUCAGUAACAGUACAAGGAGAUGUCACGUUUGAAAAGCCUCUUUCUGUGAAUGACACGGAAGGUGUUGGCAUUCAGAUGCUGGAAGAAAACGGAAUUUUGUUGUCAACAAAAGAUUUCCCACCACUUAGGUCGAUAACGUUCAAGGAAAAUGUCAGGAUCAGCGGUGAUCUUACCCUCGUAAAAUUGGAUGGGGUGCUUGUGUCUGAUUUUAUUACUAAAGAUAGAAGAAUCCCAUUCGAUUUUAAUGGUCGAAAGGAGUUCAGCAAUCCGGUAUCGAUGAAUCAUACUUUCACGCUCCUGUAUACCCUUAAUGGUUAUGAUUUGAGAGACUUGUGGAAGAGAUCUCUGAAAAUUGAUGGUGACCAGAUGCUUCCGGGCGCCUUGCUCAUAAAGAAUGACGUCGACAUAGUCAAGAUCAAGGCUCAGAACUCGCAACUUGUUUCGUUGACUUCGCAUACUGUGUUGACUGGCAGUAAGCACUUCCAAAAGUUACGCAUCGAAGGAAAUUGGUUUGCUGACACACUAAACGUAGCUGGUUUAUUUAAUGAUGUGGAUAUGAGUUCCUGGAAAAGUGAUACAGUCCUUAAAACUGGAGAACAUCAAACUAUUAUUUCACAGAAAAGUCUAAUUUCUCUUACUGCUCAAAAUGCGGAAAUAGUAGCGAUGGACGAUCUUGACAUUAAACGUCUGUUGGAUGUAGUUUUGGUCCAUCAACCUGCUACCCUUUAUUCCGACAUAGUGCUGAACGGAACGGUUUUCACCAAUGGAAUAGUCGUAAAUGGUAAUAUCGAUGGAGUGGACAGCAAUGCUCCAUUGAACUGGCUACGCUAUGGAGUAAAUCAAAAUUUAUCCGGUAAUGUUGAAGUUCGAGGAUCGCUGGAUGUAGGUGACUUUCGACAAGAUUCUUGGAUGGUGAACGGUGUCGAUUUGAACGUAUUGCUCCAAGAUGCAGUUCGUAUUAAUGACCUUAAAGAGUUUUCCUCCCUUAAAUUUGAUCAUAUUGUUAUAGAUGACCUGAAAGUGGAAGGCCUUAUUCAAGGACAUAAUGUCACUGAAGAACUCGUUCUGAAAGACUCCGAUGUUCAUCGAACUAUUUCGGGUGUUAAAUCCUUCGCUGGGCCCCUCGUUUCAGACUCGCUUCGCGUGGUAAAAGAUCUGAAUGGUGUGGAUCCAAAGCAAGUGUGUCAGAACCCAAUACCUCCCCAAACCUCGAAAUGGAUCGUAUAUGGUAAUGUGUUAAUGAAGCGAGAUACCAAACUGAACACAUCAAAGGUCAAUGAUCUAAUGCUUGGUGAAACAACACGUCAUCUAUGGCUCAAAGAAGCUAAUGUUGACAUCAAGCCUCAACAGAAGUUUAAAGAUGUCAUUAUGAAUGGAGUUCUCUCAGAGAGAAUAGUUAACAAGGUGAAUUUCACGGAUUUGAAUCGACGAUCAGUCAAACUCUCGUCUCUUCCUGAGCAACGCAUUAACGCUUUUCAUCGGUUCCAAUCUCUGCAAGCUAGUAAUAUCACAGUCGAGUCGUUAAACAGUUCCCGGAUAAACGAUAUUGAUGUCAGUCAUAUUACGCACGCUGUUUUGCUCCGAGAUACGGAGCAGAAUAUUUCAAAUCCCAUUAAGUUCCAGGAUGUCAUCGCAUCGAACGUAACCAUGGGCGGUUUGCUGAACGAAGUGGAUGUCAACACAACUCUCAUGAGAAUCGAUCGGGGAAAUGUGGUAACUGGCAAGAAAUCUGUGAAGACGCUUUCAGUACAAGGUUCCAUCGAUGUGUGCAACAAUUGUUCAGUUGGAACAUUCGACAUAUCAAACUGGGCCUCGAGAGCUGUGCUUCGUAAAGGCAACUUUACACUUCCAGGAGCAAAAUUCGAAUCCCUGGUGUUUCAACAGCCUUUGAAUUUGAGUGGUACACUUAACAACGUCGCAGUUAGCCGUGAUCAUGUGCUUACUCUCUCCGACCAGCAAGAGAUGAAUGGACCCCUGUCACUUUCUUCGUUGCUUCCUCACAACAUGUUGUUUUCAAGUGAGCAAGUACCACUUUAUCAACAAUCAACAGAAGGAUUCAAAGUGGCUGGGCAAUUUACGAAGCUUCAAGUUAAUGGAUUAUAUGACGGCAUUUCCUUGCCACAUUUCUACGAUCAAUUAGUUCGACGUGAUACAAUUAUGGUGUUUUCAGAGCCGGUGGUUCUGUUGAGUUUGAUUGCCAGGAAUUUCCAAGAUUCUUCCACCAAUUCUACCAUCGGCGAUAUUAUUACGCUACCGUUAAAUGCUACUCACCACGUCGCUGAUAGUCCUGUUAUUCCUCCAGAGAUGCGUCAACGCUCCUUAUCUUCUUUGGUCCAGAAAAUCAAGCGCGUUGUCUCACGUCAGUCAGUUGAACUCAGGUUCUUUGAAGAAAUGACAGUACCUAGAGCGAUACCACGGUCAGCGGAUUACAUUUAUGCCUGGGAGACUCGAGGCGGCGAAAUUGAGCUGUGCUCCUAUGAUGAAGCGCAGGGAGAGUUAUUUUAUAGCUCAUCAACCUCACCGUUAAUGAAGGGCGUGGAGUUGAGUGGCGUUGCAUAUCUCAGAGAUACUGAAGAUUUUGCUGUGGCUGCCCUGAACAGCAGUAGUUCACAAGAAAACCAGGGUUCGUUUAUCUUUUCCCCCAGAGCUUCAGGCGAACUUGCUAGGCAAACAAUCCCUACCAAUUUUCCAAUUGGCGCUACUGCAUUUAUGCUUUCCAACAGUUCUUGCUACCUGUUUCUUGAAUUGACAUCUGAUUCACUUAUUUAUUGCCGAUCGUUGGGGUCUAACGGAACUUACGACUUGUUUCAGCGCUUACCCACUGUUGAUGGCCGACUGGUUACAGUCGGUUACCAUUACAGCACGGGAUUACCUCUACUGACCAUUGCAAGUGUAGCACAGCGAGGAUACGGUCACAUUACAGUCUGGAAUUUCAAUGUUACAAGCCGAUGGUUUCAACCCUGGAAAACAAUAGUCACCUUACAGAUAGUUGCCUUGGAUUGUGUCUGCAACGAGGCUCAAUGUCUUUUGGUCACCGUUGCACCUUCUAAACCGGCAGCCAUUCCUGGUCAAGUUAUUGUUUGGAGUUUGAAUGAUGUUGGACCUCCGACAAGAUUACAGAGAAUCACGUUUUCUGAGCCCAUCGACGCUAAAUUCUCUCGAUUGCCGGACGGGCGUCUAACAUUAAUGGUUCUUCAGACUAACGGUGUUGACAAUGUUUCCGUUUACGUUUGGAGAGGCCUUUUGCAAUUCCAACACGACACUACUGUCCGAGUUCCCGGAGCGAAGUUUCUUCAACUGAUUUCUAAUGACGCCAAAUUGAUGCUUGCCUUAUCUGUUACCUCGUCGAUCGUUACUGAAUUGCCCUAUGGCCCGUUGAGAAUGUUCCGUGCCCAAUUUGUUGGUCAAAUAUCCACUAAUUAACUAAUCCCUGAGUCCCUUUGCUUCUAGUCAUUUUCGUUGUAAUUUAUUUUCUUUGUUUUUGAAGGGUCCUUGUUAAAAUGCAAACUGUAUGUCCCUUGAAAGAAAGGUAUAAAAGAUUAGAGGCUUUCAA